ACACAGACACACAUGCAGCAUGUUGUUUGUGACACUGUGCUGGACCUGGCUCUGUGUGGCCCCACAUGUCUCACAUGGACAGCAGCUGAUCCAGGACCACAAUCCCACAAUGACAGGAGACACAGUCUCUCCUCCCGGCCCCCUCGAUUCACCGUGCUACGUGGACGACGUAUUUGCAGCGUUGCGUGAAGCCGCGGGGAACGACGGUGAACUCUUGCACAACAGUCUCACUCUGUUUGGGAUCUGCACACCAUCUGACAACUCAUUAGAGUCAGUCUUGCAGGAGCUUGCCAAGGCUGCGAGCAGAAACCAGAGGAUUGGAUUAGAGGUUUUGCAUCCAACUGGAGUUCUUGUAGGGGAAGAUGACAGAGGGACACUCAUGUUGACAUUUGACCUCCCACAGUCUCCUUUGCUCAGGCUGAGCCCUGUACUGCUGUUGACAUUUGAAAGUCUGCUCAAAGCAGAAGACCUGGACGCCACUUUCACUAGUCAGUCUCUGCAGCCUAACACACAGUCUGUGUGCAUUUCAGGAGAGACACAGCACAUCCUGCUGUCAGGAAAAGCAUCAGAGGGCAACGACAGUCACAGAUGGACCAUUUCUGUUGAGACAAAAUCCCCUCAUAAGCAGAACUUAAAAGACGUCCUUAUUGGUGAAAAAUCAGGAAGUAACACCAACAUAACUCCACUUCUGCUCUUGGCUGUGAGAAACGAUGCAAGACAUGUUUCCGCUUCCUCCUCUGCAUCCUCGCAGACCUUCACUUUCCUCUGUGAACUGAAGCGGUUCCUGGUGGACGUCCUGCCUCAGGACAAACCUGUGUCCCCUCAGCUCAUGCUGGGCUCUUUACAGUCCUUGCCUCCUCUGUCACUGGGCUUAUCCUCCAGUGAGACACUGUUGGCUGAACUGAUCAACUCCUCAUCCCCCACCAUCUUCUCCUUCAGGAAAUUGGGCUCCACGCCUCAUCUGCCUCAUGGACAGUUGGCCCUGUCUCCUGCUCUAUUGGAGGAGAUCGGGCAGAGGUUGGAUCAGAGUGGGUUGCAGGUUAUGGAGUUAAUAAGAGAAGAGGAGGUGGGUCCCAGGGCCACAGCAAGGCUGGGGAGACUCAAGGAACUCGGUGCAUUAGAGAAGAAGGAACCUACGGCAGGAGAGAGCCAGUACCGCGCCUUCCUUCUGCUGAAAGCCCUGCGGACAGUGGCACAGGCAUAUGAGCUGCGAGUGGGUCAGCGCACCACCAGAGCAGACUCCAAUAACCCAGUGAGGGCCAACGUCUGUGGGCUGAGGAGCCUCACUGUCUCCCUUGAAAGGUUUGUUCUUGGUCCAAACACAGCUGUCAUUAACAACUGCCGCGGCUCUUGUGCGUUCCCCAUGGUCAACACCAUCAACCACGCCGUCCUGCUCAACUCCCACAUCGAGAACGUGAACGCAGAUGAGCGUGCGCCGUGCUGUGUGCCUGUGGCCUAUGAAGCCCUUGAGGUGGUGGAUUUGAAUGAACAUGGUACUUAUCUCUCCAUUAAACCGAGUGUGAUCGCGAAAGAGUGUGGAUGCCGCUAAAGCUUUACCCGGUGGAACAGGUGUCAAGUCAUUAUUCAAAUGUUGUUAAUGCACGUACACAUGCUUAUUUUAUCUCUCACACUUUUGACCCACUUGGAGUCGUACAUGCACGCAGCUAAUGUUAGUAGAUAGUUGAUAUUGUAAUAUAAGUAUGUGUAUCACUGUCUUCCAUCGUUUGUAUAAUAAAGAGUCGACGUUUAAUCAGGGUAAAAU
This is a messenger RNA of Solea senegalensis (Senegalese sole), 1762 nucleotides long. RefSeq names its product anti-Mullerian hormone (gene amh). The transcript is spliced from 7 exons. The record is from RefSeq and is a predicted model, not a curated record. The coding region runs from base 20 to 1549 and encodes 509 amino acids. Gene Ontology annotation, molecular function: growth factor activity. NCBI's taxonomy places the organism in Eukaryota, Metazoa, Chordata, Actinopteri, Pleuronectiformes, Soleidae. Gene Ontology annotation, biological process: gonad development.